This is a messenger RNA of Prunus armeniaca (apricot), 609 nucleotides long. NCBI's taxonomy places the organism in Eukaryota, Viridiplantae, Streptophyta, Magnoliopsida, Rosales, Rosaceae. The record is from the annotation of a GenBank genome assembly.
AUGCGUUUCCUACUCUCUCUCCUCCCGCUCCUCCUCCUCCUCCACUCCCUACCCUACUCCGCCGCCGCGCGGAAACACAACCCACACAACAACCCAAUCAACUCAUCCCAUCUCGUCCGUUCGUCGUGUAGCCACGCCAGCUACCCCAACCUCUGCAUUCACUCUCUCUCCACCUACGCGGGCCCCGCAAACACCCCUCGCGACCUGGCCCAGGCUGCCGUCAACGUCAGCCUCUCACGAGCCCGCCGCGUUUCCGGCUACCUCGCCAAACUCUCCAACUCCGACCAGGGAACCAAACGAGAGCGUUCCGCGCUCAGCGACUGCAUCGACCUCAUGUCCGAGUCCGUGGACGAGUUAACCCGGACGCUCGACGAGUUGAAGCACCUCCAUGCCGAAACGUUUCGGUUUCAGAUGAGCAACGCCCAGACUUGGGUCAGCGCGGCCCUCACAGAUGACGACACGUGUCUUGAUGGGUUUGAGGAGCUUAAUGUGAAGGUGAAGGCGGAUAUGAAGCGCAAGGUUACGAAUGCGGCUAGGGUUACUAGCAAUGCGCUGUACCUGAUCAACCGCCUCGAUGAAAGCCGUGGUCGGCCCAGAUCUAAACCUUGA